Megalobrama amblycephala (Wuchang bream) is the source of this 8248-nucleotide messenger RNA. RefSeq lists its product as uncharacterized. Lineage: Eukaryota; Metazoa; Chordata; Actinopteri; Cypriniformes; Xenocyprididae. Bases 1094 to 7183 code for a protein of 2029 amino acids. The transcript has 2 exons. Gene Ontology annotation, biological process: DNA integration. The record is from RefSeq and is a predicted model, not a curated record. Gene Ontology annotation, molecular function: zinc ion binding; nucleic acid binding.
GCAGAAAAGAAAUGUAUACUGUAAAUGCUGCCAUUUAAAUUGUGUAUAUAAUUUAUGUAUAACUUUAUUUUGGUUUCUAAAAUCACUUUCAUAAUUAAUAAUUUAAUUUGUGUUUGUUAUUUAUGUGUUUAUACAUUAUUUUAUUUAUUAUAAGUUGCAGUACUUUUAUUUUGAAGGCUCGGUUCAAGUUUAUGCGCAAAUGCUGACUUCACGUCAGAUUCUCAGCUCCUGCAAGCAAGCGGCAAGCACGGACAUUUUGUAUGCUCCGAUGAAAGUUUAUUCUCGUCAAAAAGGACGUGAACACUCACAAAGAAGAUUCAAAGAUUAUUUCCCUUUCAUGCAGCAUGCAGCCAACGAGUUUUCACGGUGGCAUUGAAGAAAAGUCUUCAAUUAAACCAGUUAAAAGAGAACCACUUGUGUCUGCGUAUGCUUGGAGGGAGAUACAGUGAAAACUCGGCCUGUUCGACGACACGAGUGGAUGACGCAGCAAGUUUGCAGUACCAGCGGGCUUUUCACGAUGUGUUUCGCAGCGCGUGGAGCGUCAUCAAAGGAUUAACAGAUGAGCUGAAAAUACGCACCACACACGCAUAAAAGAAUGUAAGAAGACGCAUACAGUUAUCAGGAGCAACGGACUAAUUCAUAAAGAUCUUGAAUACUUAAGAAGAACGUUUUUGUGAAGCUUGUCAAAGGAUUCUCCUUGUGUUUGACGUAUUUGCUCACGUAAUUUAAUUUAAGCUUGUUAUUCAAAGACACCUUUUAAAGAGUUAUCGAACUUUAUAUAUUUUAAAUGUUAAGUAUUUUUGUAAGUAAUAAGAGAAGGCUAUUUGCCAUUUGAUAUCAAAAUUUUCUGAGUGUUUUGAAGCGUUUUAUAUUGAGUGUAUUUUGUAAGGUAAUAUUCAAGCUGAAAUAAGCUGUUUUGCACAUUCUAAUUUCCUGUGCAAUACUAUUACUGAAGCAUCACAUUUGCUUUAAGUAUUUACAUUUAACUGACAUAUACAUUACAUUUGAAGUGUUUAAGGUUAAUUUAGAGGUUUUAUUACUUAUGCAUAUUUUCUACUAACAAAAUUGUGCCAAUUUAAAGUAGUGAUUCAAAAUGUCUGAGUCAAGUGAGCCCACAAGUCAGGUAAGGGAUAGUAUUAGGGAGAGUGUAAAUUCCCAAGACCAACCUGAAGAAGGUCAAGUGGGUGGUGCUGAAGCCCAGCAAGAAGAGGCACAGCAGUCAAGACGAAGUAGAAGAACCAGAACUUUAACAGAGAAGGGUAGAGAAAUGCAAGCUACAAGGGUUAAGUCACUUCAACAAAGGUUUAACUACAUUUACGACAAAUGGAGAACACACAUUAAAUCUUCUAAGAGGACAUUAUCACAAUCAACAGAGGCUUUAUCUGAUGAUCUGCUUAAUGAUAUAAUUGGUGAUGUCAUAGGUCUUUCUGCAGAUGUUCAACGUGUUUAUGAUGACCUACGCAAAAUAUCAACUCCAGAUCAAGGCAUACGUCGAAGAGUGGAUCUGUGUGUAGAGAUUUCUAACUUUGUUGUAUCUAGAGCUUCAAGUCGACUGGAUGGAAAGAUUCCAGAAGGAGAAGAGCAAGAUUGGCCGGAAGCAGGCUCCCUCUUCAAUUCAAGUUCCUGUAAAUCAGGUUCUGUCACUUCUAUCUUGGAAGGUUCCUCAGAGCAUUCAAGUAGAUCUUCUGUAAAGCGACAGGAAGCUGCUGCUGAUGCUGCUGCAAGCCAAGCUGUUCUGGAAGUGUUACAAGAACAAAAUAAAGAACAAUUGGAAAUACAGCUCCUAGAAGCACAAGUUAAAAAGAAGAUAGCUGAUCAAGAGGCAGCGGUUGUAAAACGUCGUUUAGAGCGAGAAGCAGAAGAGGUGAAACGAAGAAUACAGAGAGAGGAAGAGGAAGCUCAAUUCAAAGCUCAAUUGGAAGAGGAACAUGCAGCUCUACAAAAGACACUUGAGGACAAACGGAGAAAGAUACAACAUUUAGAAGCAGUAAAAGGUCUAAAUGCAGCACGUGCAAGACUGCAGGUGUACGAUCAAGAGAAGGUCGUAGAAGAAGAUCAAAAAGACUUCAUGAAAAUGCCUCCUGUACCACAAGCUGUGACCACGUCUUCAAAUGAAAGUACAGCAGAUCUUGUAAAAGUGUUGGUAGGUGCUUUAAGUGCUAACAGAAUUCCAGUUCCUGAACCUUCUGUAUUCAGUGGGGAUCCAUUGAAAUACAAUGACUGGAAACUCUCCUUUGAAACACUGAUUGACCAGAAGAACAUCCAAGACAAAGAGAAGAUAUACUACCUCCGUAGGUAUGUAGGUGGACAAGCUAAGAAAGCACUUGAUGGAUAUUUCCUACUUGGAACUGAAUCUGCCUAUGUUGCUGCAUGGGAGAUUUUAGAAGAGAGGUACGGAAACCCAUUCACUAUUGCAAAAUCAUACAGAGACAAGCUCCAGGCGUGGCCGAAAAUGGGAUCUAGGGACAGCUUUGAGCUCAGAGAGUUUGUUGAUUUCCUGCGUAGUUGUGAGGCUGCCAUGGUCCAUAUCAAGGCAUUGGAAAUCUUGAAUGACUGUAAUGAAAACAGGAAGAUUCUUUCAAAGUUACCAGAUUGGUUAGCGGUGAGAUGGAACCGCAAGGUUAUCGAUAUAGAAGAGGAGAGUAAUCAAUUUCCCUCUUUCAGCCAAUUUGUUAAGUUUCUGACAAGAGAGGUGAAAAUUGCCUGCAACCCUGUCACAUCAUUACAGGCACUUAAAUUAGGUGAGGUUGAAAAGCCAAAAUUCCAAAAACGUCAAAGCUUUGGAGCAAAAACACUGACCACAAGUUCCAAUGAAAAGUCUGUUACAACAUGCAUUUUCUGCCAGAAAACAGGGCAUACUUUGCACAAAUGCAGGAAACUCAUGGAGAAAGCGAUUUCAGACAGGAUUAAAUUUGUUCAAGCUGAAAAGCUAUGCUUUGGUUGUCUCAAGUCUGGUCACUUCUCAAAGAACUGCAUCAGUAGGAGUGUUUGCGACACGUGCCAUAAGAUGCAUCCGACCUGUCUGCACGAAGAGCGAACCAAAGAAAACCAAAAACUACUACAACCUAAGCCAAGUGCAAAUCAAGAAAUGUAUCCAGUAAGACCUCAAUCAGCACAACAUAAAGAAACAACCACAGCUGUUACUUCAAAUAGAGUAAUACUUAAUGAAGCUAAUGCACAAACAGCAGCGAUAAUUCCCGUCUGGAUUUCAUCCAUAACUCAACCAGCACAAGAAGUCCUUGUUUAUGCUCUAUUGGAUUCUCAAAGCGACACAACCUUCAUUUUGAGUGAAGUAGCGGAAGCAUUGGAAGCAAACAAAGAACAAGUUAAACUCAAGCUCUCUACUAUGACUUCAAGAACCACAGUGGUAAGCUCUCAAAGAGUAAAGAAUCUACAAGUUCGAGGCUUUUAUUCUGGUAAAAGGAUCUCUUUACCACCAGUUUACACUCGGGAAUUUAUUCCAGCCAACAGAACUCACAUACCAACUAAUGAAACUGCAAAGGUUUGGUCUCAUCUAGAGCAUCUCCAAGACGAGAUAGCACCACUGCAGGAUUGUGAAGUUGGUCUGCUCAUUGGGUACAAUUGCUCACAAGCCCUACUUCCAAGAGAAGUAGUUUCUGGCCAAGAACAUCAGCCUUAUGCACAGCGUACGGACCUUGGCUGGAGCAUUGUUGGUCACAGAAAUCCAUAUGUAGACUAUGGUGACGCUAUCGGAACCAGUCAUCGCAUAGUAGUAAGGAAAGUGACACCAGAUAUGGAGUUUCCUGUCAAUCUCAAAACUGAAGUACACUAUGUGAGACGAAUGAAAGUAAAAGAAAUUACUCCUUCAGAGAUCAUAAAGGUUCUUGAAUCAGACUUCUCAGAAAAAGCUGAAGAAGAUCAUCCUGUAUUCCAAGAGGAUCUCAAGUUCUUGUCAAUUCUGAGAGAAAACAUCACACAUAAGAGCAAUGGUCACUACGAAAUGCCAUUACCAUUCAAAAAUGAAAAACCAAAACUUCCUAACAACAAAACUUGUGCAGUACACCGCCUGAAAUGUCUUGAAAAGAGAUUCAAGAAAGAUCAGAAGUAUUACAAGGACUAUGUAAACUUCAUGGAUGACAUCAUUUCACGUGGUGACGCAGAGAAGGUCCCUGAGGAAGAAAGUGACAAUAGUCCAGUAUGGUAUAUUCCACAUCAUGGAGUUUAUCAUCCACAGAAACCAGGGAAAAUACGUGUAGUAUUUGAUUGUUCUGCCAAGUUUCAGGACACGUCCCUCAAUGACCAUCUGCUCACAGGCCCUGACUUGACCAAUACAUUGGUAGGUGUCCUGUGCCGUUUCCGAAAAGGUUCCAUUGCAGUCAUGUGUGACAUCGAAAGAAUGUUCCACCAGUUUCACGUGAAAAAGGAGGAUCAAGAUUACCUACGCUUUCUCUGGUGGGAGAAUGGCAAUUUAGAGACCAGACCAUCAAUCUACAGAAUGAGAGUCCACUUGUUUGGAGCUGCCUCAUCUCCUGGUUGUUCAAACUUUGGUCUGAAACAUCUGGCAACACAAGGGCAUGGUCAGUACAGCGAAGACACCAUACACUUCAUUCAUAGAAAUUUCUAUGUAGACGAUGGUCUGAUAAGUGUGCAAACUGAGACAGAAGCUAUCAAGCUUAUCGAAGAAUCAAGAAAACUUUGCUUCACUGGCAGGUUAAGACUCCACAAGUUUGUUUCUAACAGUGAAAAGGUGAUGGCAACCAUCCCAAAGGAAGAACGUGCCACAGUUAAAGAUCUAGAUAUGGCUUUGAGUUUACCUCAAAUGGAGAGAGCUCUUGGAGUUGAGUGGUGUAUUACAUCUGACUCAUUUAAAUUCAGAGUUCAAGUAAAACCCAAUCCAUUAACAAGGAGGGGUAUGCUUUCUACCGUGGCCUCUGUGUAUGACCCCCUGGGGUUCAUGGCACCAUUUGUUCUGUUGGGGAAACAAAUACUCCAGCAAAUGUGCAGAGAAAAAGUUGGUUGGGAUGAGGAAGUUCCAGAGAACUUAAGACCUCAGUGGGAGUCCUGGAUCAGAGACUUGCCUAAUCUAGCUGAAAUGGAAAUCAAGAGAGGCUUCUUACCUUCAAAUUUUGGCAAGGUCAAAAUGUAUGAGCUCCACCAUUUUGCGGACGCAAGUGUCUCUGGAUAUGGUGAAUGUACUUACUUGCGAGCCAUUAACAAGUCCAACAAAGUUCAUUGCUGUUUGGUAAUGGGAAAAUCCAGAGUUUCACCCACCAAAGUUACAACUAUACCGAGGCUGGAACUCUCAGCAGCAGUUGUUGCAGUUCAGACCAGCAACAUCCUUCGGAAUGAACUAGAAAUUCAAGAUCUAAAAGAGUUCUUUUGGACGGAUUCUACUGUCGUUCUUGGCUACAUAAACAAUGACGCCAGACGGUUUCACAUAUUCAUAGCCAAUCGUAUUCAGAGAAUCAGAUCCAGUACAAAGCCUGAACAAUGGGCUUAUGUUGCCUCUGAGGACAAUCCAGCUGAUCAUGCCUCUCGAGGUUUGACAGCACAGCAACUUAAGACUUCAAAUUGGUUCACAGGACCAAAGUUUCUUUGGCAAAAAGAGCUACCUGACAGAGAAUGCAAGGUGGGAGAAACUAAGGAAGAUGAUCCUGAACUUCGCAAGGCUCUUGUGUGUAACACUAAGGGAAAAGAGAGCAGUUCAUUGUUGGAUCACCUACAGAAAUUCUCUGAUUGGUCAAGAGUAGUUAAAGCAGUUGCUAGACUGAAACGCAAAAUCCAAGAAUUCAAAGGUUUGAAGCAAAGAACCAAUCAAAGCACAAGCCUAGAAGAAAGGAAAGAAGCAGAACUUGUUAUCAUCAAGUUGGUUCAAAAGGAAGCAUUCUCAAAUGAGAUAAAGAGUUUGAAGCUAAAGAAAGAAAUCACCAAGACCAAAGACAGUAGGCUGUACAAGUUAAAUCCAUUCUCGGAUGAAGAAGGUAUCCUGAGGGUUGGAGGACGUUUAAGUCAAGCCACGUUACACCCAUACGUAAAGCAUCCGGCAAUACUCCCAAAGAACAGCCACAUAUCAGCUUUGCUUAUUAAGCACUUUCAUGAAAAGGUACAUCAUCAAGGACGUGGAAUGACAAUGAAUGAACUGCGAGCUAAUGGAUGGUGGAUCCUGGGAUGCAGCACUGUAGUCUCAUCACACAUCUUCAAAUGUGUCAAAUGUAGAAAGUAUAGAAGACCUACAGAAGAGCAAAGAAUGGGUGAAUUACCACAAGACAGAAUGGAAUCAACUCCACCAUUCACUUAUGCCGGUAUUGACUGUUUUGGUCCAAUAUAUAUCAAAGAAGGAAGGAAGGAUCUCAAGAGAUAUGGUCUUUUACUUACCUGUUUGUGUUCAAGGGCCAUACAUAUAGAGAUGAUUGAUGACAUGACAACUGACUCAUUUAUCAAUGCUUUAAGAGCAUUCAUUGCCAUAAGAGGAAAUGUUCGUCAAUUGAGAUGUGAUCAAGGAACCAAUUUUGUUGGAGCAAGGAGAGAGUUUACAGAACUCAUGAAAGGGAUGGAUCAAGAAAGAGUGAAGGCUCUAGGAUGUGAAUUUCUUAUGAACCCUCCAGCAGCAAGCCAUAUGGGAGGUGUCUGGGAGAGACAAAUAAGAACUAUAAGAAGUGUUCUUACUGCUGUUCUUGACCAGUCAGCACAAAGGCUUGACGGUACCUCUUUAAGGACAUUUCUGUAUGAGGUUAUGGCUAUCAUUAACAGCAGACCACUCACCACUGAACAUUUGAAUGACCCAUCAGGACCUGAACCUUUAACUCCAAACCACAUCCUUACAAUGAAGUCCACAAUCAUUCUGCCCCCACCUGGACAAUUUACAAGAGAAGAUCUCUAUCUUCGAAAGAGGUGGCGCAGAGUACAGUAUUUGGCAAAUGAAUUCUGGACUCGAUGGAAGAAAGAAUAUCUUUUGAAUUUACAGCCAAGACAAAAGUGGCACAAGAACAGAAGGAACUUAAAGGUCAAUGACAUUGUCCUUUUGCAAGAUGAUCUGGCACCACGUAACAAAUGGAAGCUGGCCAGAAUCACAGAAGUCUACCCAGGGUCAGAUGGUAGGGUGAGAAAAAUAAGGUUACUAGUUAGUGACACCACAUUUGACAAAAAAGGGAAACCCACAACUAAAACUGUUUCUCUUGAUAGACCUGUACAGAAGGUUGUUACUUUGCUUGAGACAGAUUAAAGGAUAUACAUUUUCUUGAAGUUACAACUUAAUUGGUUAAUAACAGGAAAAGUUUUUCAUUGAAAUGUUGAAUUGGUUACCAGCAACAGCCAUUGUAUUUAUAGAAAUCCCACAUUAAGGUUUGUGUGAUUUGGUGGGAGUGUAAAUGCUGCCAUUUAAAUUGUGUAUAUAAUUUAUGUAUAACUUUAUUUUGGUUUCUAAAAUCACUUUCAUAAUUAAUAAUUUAAUUUGUGUUUGUUAUUUAUGUGUUUAUACAUUAUUUUAUUUAUUAUAAGUUGCAGUACUUUUAUUUUGAAGGCUCGGUUCAAGUUUAUGCGCAAAUGCUGACUUCACGUCAGAUUCUCAGCUCCUGCAAGCAAGCGGCAAGCACGGACAUUUUGUAUGCUCCGAUGAAAGUUUAUUCUCGUCAAAAAGGACGUGAACACUCACAAAGAAGAUUCAAAGAUUAUUUCCCUUUCAUGCAGCAUGCAGCCAACGAGGUAUUUAGUUUAUUUGUCUGCAUUUUGUGACUGUAAAAUGCCAUUAUAUCUGUUGCGCACACUUUCAUUUUUUGUCAAGCUGAUUUUGUAUUGUCCUUUAUACUGUUUAGUUUUCACGGUGGCAUUGAAGAAAAGUCUUCAAUUAAACCAGUUAAAAGAGAACCACUUGUGUCUGCGUAUGCUUGGAGGGAGAUACAUAUACUUUUAGCUGUACCCUAACUGUCCCACACCCUUUUGGAGAUUGAGACCCUUUUUUGAGUUUCUCUACCCUUAUUUAAUGUUCUCAUCCCCUUUUUGGAGAUCUCAUCAACCUCAUGUUAGUUUCAUAUGUUAUUCAAGCCUUUAACAUUUGCACUAUAUGUGACCUACUGCAGUUUUUAUACUCUCUGUACGAUUGACCUUAACCACACUCUAUUUUUGCAAAAAAAAAAAAAAAAAAAAGCAAAAAUCAUAACUAUAGGUGUACAAAAGCUUGUUGUUGUACUCUUAAAGGCAUAGGCACAGAUUUAUGUUUAUGUCAGUGGGUGCCCACUUUUAACUUGCAGUUUAUCAUUGUGCAAAAAAUAAAGCACAAGCUUUUGUGUCA